Salvia hispanica is the source of this 844-nucleotide messenger RNA. The record is from RefSeq and is a predicted model, not a curated record. Lineage: Eukaryota; Viridiplantae; Streptophyta; Magnoliopsida; Lamiales; Lamiaceae.
GUGUCAACCAUACUCACAACAAAUUAAAACCACACUCCUCCUCCAAAACAAAAAUGGCUUCCAACCCAAUACAAAACCCUAAUUCCUCCAUCCUCGAGCAAGGCGACAUCGAGCAAGAAUUCGACUACUCGAAACGCUCCCAAUGGCUGCGCGCAGCCGUCCUUGGCGCCAACGACGGCCUCGUCUCCACGGCCUCCCUCAUGAUGGGCGUGGGGGCUGUCAAGCACGCCAUCAAGGCCAUGGUCCUCGCCGGCUUCGCGGGCCUCGUGGCCGGCGCCUGCUCCAUGGCCAUCGGCGAGUUCGUCUCCGUCUACUCCCAGCUCGACAUCGAGCUCGCCCAGCUCAAGAGGGACGAGAAGCGCGCCGGCGUCGCCACCUCUGAGGAGGAAAAGAGAGAGGGCGGGAAUUUGCCGAACCCGAUUCAGGCGGCGGCGGCGUCGGCGCUGGCGUUCUCGGUGGGGGCGAUGGUGCCGUUGCUGGCGGCGUCGUUCAUAGAGGAGUAUAGGGUGAGGGUGGGGGUGGUGGUGGCGGCGGUGAGCGUGGCGCUGGUGGGGUUCGGGUGGCUGGGGGCGGCGCUGGGGAGGGCGCCGGCGGGGAGGGCGACGGCCAGGGUUUUGGUCGGAGGGUGGCUGGCGAUGGCGUUGACGUUUGGUUUGACCAAGUUGAUUGGAUCCAAAGGGUUGUGAAUUCAUCAAGAUUAUGAUUUGUAUAUGUAAAAUUUGAGAUGUGUGUUAAUUAUAUAGGAAUAAAAUGUGGAAUCGUUAUUCCACUUAGGUUUAAUUACCUAUAUAUUCUCAUGCAAUUAGGCUAAAUUAGUAAUUAAUUGCUACUAUUAUUAUUCUCA